This is a messenger RNA of Betta splendens (Siamese fighting fish), 2544 nucleotides long. RefSeq names its product guanine nucleotide-binding protein G(I)/G(S)/G(O) subunit gamma-4. The coding region runs from base 295 to 522 and encodes 75 amino acids. Lineage: Eukaryota; Metazoa; Chordata; Actinopteri; Anabantiformes; Osphronemidae. Gene Ontology annotation, biological process: G protein-coupled receptor signaling pathway. Gene Ontology annotation, molecular function: G-protein beta-subunit binding. Gene Ontology annotation, cellular component: heterotrimeric G-protein complex. The record is from RefSeq and is a predicted model, not a curated record. The transcript is spliced from 3 exons.
UCUCCAGGUCCAGCCGCGGCGCUCACCAAGACCUCGCCGCUCGGAUCGCAUCUUCCUACACGGGAAUACGCACGACUCGCGCACAGCGAACCGCUGAGAUUCGCCUCCUCGGGUUCCGUUCCGAGCGAAACGAGGCUGGGAUUUCCACUCGUCGUUUGAUAUUUGACAGCUUGGUGUGCGCGCGCGUGUGUGUGGCCGUGUGCGUGCGUGCGUGCGUGUGUGUGUAAGUGUGUUGGGUGGAGUCAACCCGGAAUUCUCCAAAUUGGAAAAGCAUUGGCACAUUUCAGGAGCACCAUGAAGGACGGCACUGCCAACAACAGCACGGCCAGCAUCUCCCAGGCCCGGAAGGCUGUGGAGCAGCUGAAGAUGGAGGCGUGCAUGGACAGGAUAAAGGUCUCCAAAGCAGCCGCAGACCUCAUGGCGUACUGCGACGCCCACAUACGCGAGGACCCCCUCAUCGUGCCCGUCCCCGCCUCCGAGAACCCCUUCCGGGAGAAGAAGUUCUUCUGCGCCAUCCUCUGAUGACCCGCGGGGGGCGCUACGCAGGUGCAGGCCCCGCGCGGCCCGGCUCCCCGAGCUGCCGGCCGGAGGCGUUGGGUCGAGUUUUUCCAGGUGGACAUUGUGUUGUCGGGUCAGCGCUGUCGUGGUGGCUGCAGGUUGCGGGGGAGGAGGGGGGGGGGGGGGGGGGGGGGUUGAGUCGGCCACCGACCUGGCAACCCGGCGAGCGUGUCAUGUCUUGUUACAUAGGUUUGUUAUUGCUUUGUUGUUAGAGAACAGCCUUGCUCAGUGCUUAAUGAGAUGAGAGAUGUUUCGUUCCUUUUGGUUUCCUUUAACUGUGCUAGAUCUUAACAUGCCUCAGGAAACAGAAACGUGCCCAUUUUCUAUAACUUUUUUUAAAACAUUUCUUGAGUGAAACGCAUUCAUCCCUCUAUUAUCUGGGAAAUGAUCAGUUGUAUAUUGACACCUGUUGCAAAGGGUCGUCGAUUCAUAGCAGCAUUGACUAAAGUCCCGCUAAAACGCGACACUUCCUGGUGGCUUCGAUUUCAAUUUACCUCCAGAGUGGGUCGCAAUUAACCCGCUCGCUGCAGUCCUGCGGCACGGCCCGAUUCCAAUUAGAGCACAGGAACCUUAUCUGGCGUGGUGAAUAAUUCCAGUUGGUGCAGACGGCGCCCUUAACGAGGAGGAGGAGGAGGUGGCGUCGCGUCGGUCCUGCUGGAGAUAAAUAAACGGGGCUGCGUUGAUGUGAGGGCGCCGAGCUAAUGUGUCGGCGGCGGGAUGAGUUCCUCAGGGUUAUCACUGUGCAAACAACCCUUAAGUCAAAAAUAAUUUAUGAACCUGCCGCCCCCUUUUCCCGUUGCCCGGCGCGCUCUGAUGCGUCCCACCACGGCUGCUCUGUCUGAUUUACUCCUCAUCCACCUUAAAUCACAGCCGCCAUCGGUUAAUCCCGCGGCCCGCGACUGGAAUAUUUUUACAAGUCGCAGGACGUCUCUCCUUAAGGGCCUUAUUUGUUUUCUGGGCAUGUUUCCUGAGCCUGAUACCUUUUUCGCCUGUCCUAGAGUGAAUGGCAAGGCCUUUGAUAUUAAUGCCAAACCAGAGGCCUGCAUGUUUCUCUGCUCCUUCGCGACAGCCCCCCCUCUGUUUCAGAGGGACUGUCAGUCUUUUAGAGUGUACAGUAUGUUACAGUGCCAAUUUCUGUGGGAGCAGUGUGAUCUCGGCGCCGUGCUCCCGCAGCCUUUUUUGUUCCGUUGGGUUUGGUUUGGUUUUGUUUGGGAAGAAAAAGCACACUGUUGAGACGUUUCCUUUACAUGGUAGUUGAAUAGCAUUUGCGAAUUUUUACAAUGAAUUGUUAUGAUCGAUAUUAAUAUUAUUAUGAUUAUUAUGAGUAGUAAUAUUGAAUAUUUGUUGCACAGCACUGACAGCUACAUGACGUGUAGUGCUCUUAAGCUUGUAUGAUACUUAGGAAAACAUUUAUAAAUCAUUAUUGAUACUAUCUGAGUAUUUUUUAAAAACAGUGGUAAGGGUCGGUUUACAUUGUUAUGAUCCCUUUGGUGGUUCAGGCUUUUUGCAUCAUUGUUUCUGUAAAAGUAAUUUUCUUCUCAGUACUUGAAUAGUUGUUGCAUUAGAAACCAAACGGUGGUAGACCUCCUGGGCUGUCGCCAACACAAACUACCCGGGCUCCAGUUGUUUUUAAGAUAAAUGUCAUCGACGUGUAAAACCUGGGGGGGGGACCUGGGGCCGCGCUCACUGACCUCAUCUUCAGGAUGGUGCCAAAUCGAAAACACCAAUGGUAACGGCCAGAGAUGAUUAUUGCAUGGGUUUCUUUCUAUCUAUACCAGAGAGAAUUGUUAUGAUAUGAAUUAUUGCCUCUUCAUUGACUUUUUGGGUGCUAGUCUGCACAUAAUAAUCUCAUUGGAGUCCGGAUGUGUCAACAAUGUGCAGCUGUAUUCAUGAAUAGUAUUAUUAUUUUGAAAAAUAGCAUUUAAAUAGCAGGCUUUGUAAAUCCUUCGAUGGAUCAAAUGAAUUAAAGGAAAACGGCAACCCGAA